Messenger RNA from Thrips palmi, 2191 nucleotides. RefSeq names its product cuticle protein 10.9-like. The transcript is spliced from 4 exons. Gene Ontology annotation, cellular component: chitin-based extracellular matrix. Bases 1629 to 2051 code for a protein of 140 amino acids. The record is from RefSeq and is a predicted model, not a curated record. NCBI's taxonomy places the organism in Eukaryota, Metazoa, Arthropoda, Insecta, Thysanoptera, Thripidae. Gene Ontology annotation, molecular function: structural constituent of chitin-based larval cuticle.
GAACGACUGCCGUGCUGCCUCUGUUGUUGGCGGCCGAGUUCUUCAGCCUGGAGUACUGCAGGAGUCCACUUCAGCCCAGCGUCCCAUGAUUGCCGAUUCUGUGCCACGAUGCGAGUCUUGCUGCUUCCCCUGUUCUCCACAAACAUCAGGUAAAGUCUUUUAUAUUUGUCAAUGCAAGGCUUAUGGCUUUGUUUCUUCAUUGGAUAUGAUGACCUUUUAUUUAUGCUGACUCUCUAUGGAGCUAAAUUUGAGCUUUUUAACUCUGAUUAUCCAAUUACAUAAUUAAAUCCUUUUCCUCUAUCAUUCUUUCAGUCAAUACCAUAAAGUUUUAAUUUUAAUUCCUUGUGCAGCUUACUUUGAGCCUUGACACUUACGAUGCCUUUAGUUUGGAAGUUUUAAGUCUGUGAUGAAACUCUGAUAGGGACAUCUGAUCUCUUUGACGAUUUAUCUGUUUCUGAGCUUAAUUUGCUAGUGAGUUGUCUGUGAUGUUACAUUGAAUUUCUUCACCUGAAUUUAAUGAAGACAUUUGACAUACUGAGCAACAUUGAAGUAUAUUCCAGUUUUACUAGCUUUGAGGCAUCUUUUAACUUAAUUCUACCUUUAUUUGUACAUCUGGUUGAAACUUUCUCAAGUGCUUUGCUGACAAUGAUGAAGGACUUUUUUUCCUUCUGCGGUUUCCACUGGAAGGUUUUUCCUAAUGACAGCUAGAAGCGUCUGAGUUGGCUAAACACUUGUGCUACAGCGUAUUUAUUUUCCAAGCGUUACUUAUCGAUGAUGACUCCCAAUCACGGUCUAUGAGGUAAUGAUUAUUCUUUUCAUGCAUCACCAACUGAGAUACCGUAACACUUCAAGUAAUUUUCCUACCCUGUAAAGAAAUGAUUGGUCAGUGUUGAACUCUUGUCAAAAGUUCACUAAACUUGAUCUUCUGAAGUUUGCAUGGUGAUGAAUAACCCAUCGGAGCCAAUCCCAUGACGUCUCUGAUCUAAAAAAUGAUUUCUGAUUAUGCAACCUAUAAUGCCAUGAUUAUAGCUAUGAUGUUUUUGAAGUAUUUGCUACUGCUGAGUAAUGAUGCGGAAACUUGUCUGAGCUGUAAUCAUGUCUAACUUUGUUAUUAAUACUUUUUUUCCCCCUUUAGCCUUGGUUUAUGUGGAGUAAAUUGCAUGAACUGUCCUGAUUUGUAUGAUCUUAUUACAUUGAAUAAACGUGCUUCUCAUGACAUGUGUACUGGUUCCAUCUCUUUUAACCAUGCCUUCUUCACAUUUUACUGGUGAUUCAGAUGCAUCAGAAUUUUUGAACAGUCACAAAUUUCAAUAGAGAAAUUUUAGGUCACAAUUCUGAACACUGUUUUCUGAUCACAAUUUUGACUCCAAGCCCUGUAUUGUCACUAUUCGUGAAUUUGUAAAGAAAGAUAACAAGGCAAGGCCGACGCCUCCAGCAUGUUGAAUUCGAGUACAAAGUACCGCUUUCUCUGACCCCCUGCCCGUACCCCCUCUCCGCGAGUAUCUUCUCUUCCGCCCCACCCGCGUGGUCUCGCGCUCCAACUCUCGCGGGUCGAGACGUCCCAGCCACACAUGUCCGUUGGCCCCAGGCAGCUCCGGCAGUCGUAAUCAUUACGUGAGUCCGCCAACAUGUUGCGCCCCGUUGUGUUCCUCGCGCUUGCAAGUUUAGCAGUAUGUGCUCAAGCAGGACAAUUGCUGGUGGUUACUGAGGAACCACCACAACCGCCACUGCCCUACAGUUUCUCCUACGCAGCUGGCAGAGCCCCAGGACAUGUGGAUAGGGUGCAUUCAGAGACUAGUGAUGGAACCGGUGUAGUUAGAGGUCAAUAUUCUUAUGUGGACCCACGAUCCAAAGUUCGCACAGUGGACUAUGUGGCUGAUGCUCAUGGAUUCCAUGCCCAGCUAAGUCACCCAGUUCAAGACACUCCAACAGUGGCGGCAGCCAAGCUGAAACACCACGACCUCUUUGCUCGCAUUGCUGCUGACCACGCUCGCAUUGCAGCAGAGAGGGCGCUUCUAAACCCAGAAGAACACGUCCUGGUCGGCAACUAGAAAGCAGAAAACUGUACCCUUGAAAAUACACAUGUACUUUUUUACUUUAAAAUAUUUUUAAACGAUUUGAAUUUUAUGUGGACUGGAUUCAUAGAAAUGUAACGAAGGAUCAAUGAUUAAAGAGAAGGAAAAAAAAAGAA